UAUUGCAAUAAAUAAUCCAUACAUGUAAAACAUCACAUUUUAUCAUAACAAGUAGUAGAAGUCAAGUCAACCACCAUGGACCGUCGUACCUACUGGUGUCACCAAUGUGACAUGAGCAUUUCCUUAAUCCCAACAACCUUAACCACCAUAACUUCUUGUCCUCAUUGCACUUCUGAUGUCCUAGCUGAACUUGAUUCCCCAAUCACUUUCAAUACCCAAAACAAUGACACAACAACUUUGAUCUUUGAUAGCCCAUAUUUUCACCAUGUAAUAAACCAGUUAUUUAACAACAAUUUUGAUCAUGAUGACAAUACUAAUAAUAAUGAUCAUUUGUCGAAAGGAGAUAAUAUAAAAGGUAUAAAGUCAGUUAAGAUAACAAAAGAGGUACUUGGAAAUGACCAUGUUGUUAUAUGUGCUAUUUGUAAGGAAAUGUUUGAGAUUAAUGAUGAUGUUAAAGAGUUGCCUUGUAAGCAUAUGUAUCAUCCUAGUUGUAUAAUUCCGUGGCUUUUGAUACGUAAUUCUUGUCCUUUAUGUCGGUACGAGAUUCCGGUUCAAGAAGAAGAAGAAGAGGAAAAGGAGUUGAAGGUUAGAAGGAGGUCGAGUUCUAGCUUAUUGAGAGCAGAGGUUUUUAUGGAUGAGGAACAUGAUACUAUUGGUGAAGAGGAAUUAUUCGGGUUUGGGUUGAGGCAUUUUGCUAGGAGAAACCGGGUUAUUUUACCCAUGAGGCAUAAUGAUGAGUUGCCACAAAUGCAAGUUGAUGAGGAGGAGGUUGAGGUUGGUGAUUCGGGCACAACAGGCAAUUUGGAUAAUGGGUCAAGUUGGCCGAAUUGGCCUGUUGUUGAUGGAGAUGAGAUUGCAAUGGGUAAUGCUAGAGUUAAUGAUGAUUUUGGUGUUAUUAUAUCUUGAGCAAUCCAAAAAAAGGAUCCUUUGUGGAUAAAAUUAAGAGUUGCAGAUUAUAUAUAGGGUGGUUCUUACGGUUCCAAAGUACCUUACCAGCAUGAAAAUUUAACCAAGUGUAAAAAUCUGCUGGUAUUGUAUGCUUACAUUUUCUUUCCGCUUUUUUACUGAGCCAAAGGCGCAGAUGACUUCUUUAAUGCUAAACAUUUUGCGUUAGACUUUUCUGUAAUAAAGGUUAAAUAGCCCUUUCUCUUUUAAAUAAUGGGCAUGUUUGUGCUCUUUGUAUUCCCCAAAAUGUAAUGUAGACUACUGUGGUUUAUGGGUGUUA
Erigeron canadensis is the source of this 1225-nucleotide messenger RNA. RefSeq lists its product as uncharacterized. Bases 76 to 906 code for a protein of 276 amino acids. Lineage: Eukaryota; Viridiplantae; Streptophyta; Magnoliopsida; Asterales; Asteraceae. The transcript has 2 exons. Gene Ontology annotation, biological process: protein ubiquitination. Gene Ontology annotation, cellular component: cytoplasm. The record is from RefSeq and is a predicted model, not a curated record. Gene Ontology annotation, molecular function: ubiquitin protein ligase activity.